Molecule: messenger RNA, 394 nt
Organism: Sapajus apella (tufted capuchin)
Lineage: Eukaryota; Metazoa; Chordata; Mammalia; Primates; Cebidae
Product: keratin-associated protein 6-1-like
Exons: 2
Coding region: 1-336 (111 amino acids)
Biological process (GO): keratinization
Source: RefSeq, a predicted model, not a curated record
AUGAAUCAAAAGAAGAAUAAGAUCCUAUCAUUGCUGUGUUACUUUCAGAAGGGCAGUGUCCAUACUGAAGUCACCUACACUCCUACCUACCUAAGAAUAAGCUCCACAACCAUCACCAUGUGUGGCAGCUACUGCGGAAACUACUAUCGCGGCCGUGGCUAUGGGUGCUGUGGCUACGGAGGCCUGGGCUGUGGCUAUGGCUCCUGCUGUGGCAGUGGCUUCCGCAGACUGGGCUGUAGCUACGGCUGUGGCUAUGGCUAUGGCUCCCGCUCCCUCUGUGGCUGUGGCUAUGGAUGCGGCUCUGGCUAUGGCUCUGGCUUUGGCUACUACUAUUGAGGACACCAUAAGAGACUCUCACCCUCUACCCUGUGACAUAGGGAUUCCCCAAUUACGA